UCACUCACAUCCUAGUAGGCCAAAUAAAACGGCAGCCGUUUUAAAAUAUCAUUGUCAUAUUCUUCGCAGUCAAGCCGUUGUCUGUUCAAAAUUAUAGAAUUCUAGCAUUAUAUUUCCGAAUAAAUCCAGAUGAAUUACCUGAUUCAACGCGGAAAGCUGCGCCAGCAGGCGAUCAAUGUGCCGGAGGGUUUGCCGGAACUUCUGUCGGACAUUACGCGCGAGGUGUUACGAUGCCAGCCGAAGAAGGAGUGCCUCUGCCAGUUCAUCAUCGACUAUCUGCACUCGGUGAUCGUGACCAGGGAGAAGGCGCUGGUGGCCAAGUCCAUUUUGGACAGGGCUCUUCGGGAGGUGGACAGCAUAAUAUCGGAUCUGUGCGUCUGCGACUUGUCCAAGGAGAAGUCGGAGCUGAUGGGCCAGGUGCUGGAGGACUGUUUCCGCAACUUCCUCGAGAAGCGGCGCUGCGAGAUGCGGCGUGGCAAGCAGACCAUCAACUUCGAGGAUGUGGACAUCUUGGAGGAGCUGCUGCAGAAGUGCAAGUUCUCCGACCAGGAGCUGAUCCUGUCGCGUCCAGCCAUCGAGAGUGCCUACAAGCGAUUCGUGGACGCCUACAUGUCCGCCCAACGAGGUGCUGAUGGAACCGAGCUGCUCUACCAGUACUUCCGCGACCGGGAGCUGAAGCGCAUCAAUGAGGCGAUGCGCGAACAGGCGGCCAUCACCAUUCAGUCGGCUUGGCGGGGAUACUGGGUCCGUCUCCAGUUUCCCCAGGAAGUGUGCGUCUGCGUCUGCGCGGCGGAUAAGGAGGACGACGAGGAGGAGAGGCGCAGGCAAAUGGCAGCGAGCAUCCUUCAGCGCUUCUUCCGCAAGGUCAUGCUGCGCGUUGCCACCAAGCCCAUCGCAGAUCCCUGUGGGGAACCUACAGAGCCAACGGAAAUUACGCUUAGCUCUUCGCCGGAGACAGGGAAGAGUGAAGCGACUGUCCCGACGACAGCAGGUACAACUGCAGCAGGAACUCCAGGAACUGCGCCGGGAACUGCGCCGGGAACUGCUCCGGGAACUGCUCCAGGAACUGCACCGGGAACUGCACCAGGAACUGCUCCAGGAACUGCGCCGGGAACUGCGCCAGCAACUGCACCGGGAACUGCACCAGGAACUGCGCCAGCAACUGCUCCAGGAACUGCUCCAGGAACUGCACCGGGAACUGCGCCAGCAACUGCACCGGGAACUGCUCCGGCAACGGCCCGACCCUCGGAAACUGGUUUGGCAGAGCCGGAAACCCAAGCUGAGGAAGCUCAACCACAGGCUCCAGAAGCAGCGGUGGAAGAGGCACCAACUGCAGUCGCCGAUGAGGCUGCACCACCUCCCGUGGAAGAGGCUGCCCCGGCACCACCCGCCGAAGAGGCUGCACCGGCGGAGGAGGCCGCACCACCCGCUGAAGAAGCACCAGCCGAAGCAGCAGUCGAGUAGACGAAACAACACCAUCUUUAUUAGUUUUCCUCUUAGUUGUUAAAUUUAUUUUUCCUGCAAGUGAAUAAUAUAAUCUGAAGGGGAGUAGGCCUCAACCCCCUUACGAUUCCA
Molecule: messenger RNA, 1575 nt
Organism: Drosophila gunungcola (fruit fly)
Lineage: Eukaryota; Metazoa; Arthropoda; Insecta; Diptera; Drosophilidae
Gene: Rsbp15
Exons: 4
Coding region: 130-1464 (444 amino acids)
Molecular function (GO): protein binding
Source: RefSeq, a predicted model, not a curated record